Molecule: messenger RNA, 1542 nt
Organism: Hyaloscypha bicolor E
Lineage: Eukaryota; Fungi; Ascomycota; Leotiomycetes; Helotiales; Hyaloscyphaceae
Exons: 2
Coding region: 1-1542 (513 amino acids)
Source: RefSeq, a predicted model, not a curated record
AUGUCGAACACACUACCACUUCUGAACGGGAGAAUCACGCUAGACCGGGCUCUGAAUGACGACGACAACAUGCUCGCUCAAAUCGGAUAUCCUCGACAAAGACAAGAAUUCUUUAGUUACUUGUCCGCCCAUAAGGCCGAGAUCGAAGCUAUUGUCUCAUUCCACCUCCGUGCGAAGAAGUGCCGAGUUAGUGACGUACAGACCUGGUUAUCUGGCAGCUACAACGUUUGCAUACCUGUCUACAUCAGCCCACCCUCCAAUGUGCGUUCGGUACUCGUUCGGAUUCCACUGCCUUACAAAGUUGGAGAAGCAAAGUCUCCAGGCAAUGUGGACGAGAAGCUUCGUUGCGAGGUUGCUUCGUAUCUAUGGAUUCAAGAAAACUGUCCAGACAUUUCGAUACCGUAUUUGUUUGGAUUUGGGUUUCCGAAUGGCCAGACCUUCACGGCUCCAGAACAAACACCUCUCUUCGCUCGAUUAAUGUGGCAUACGAGAAGGACCCUGCUUUCGUGGCUUCGAUUUCCAACUCCAUGCCAGUACAUCAGCCGAAGAUAUCAAGACACCCUGAAUACCGGCUAUAUCAUCAUAGGUAGGGUUUCGCAGGGGAAAAUGCUCUCCAACACCUGGGAGGCCUUCCGCCACGACAAGACUCGCCGUUCAAACCUUUUCCAUGGCUUGGCUCGGAUCAUCCUGUCGCUGAACAAAUCUCCUUUGGCAGCGAUUGGGUCUCUGACUUUGAACAAUCAAGGAUUUAUAACCUUGACCAACCGUCCUCUAACCCUACAACUUCAAUCAUUGGAGAAUGAAGGUGUCCCGACUGCCAUCAGCAGAAGCUCUACCUAUUCAACUGUGGAACCUUACCUUCUUGAUCUUUUGAGUUGUCACGAUAACCGUAUUUCCUUUCAGCCAAAUUCUAUCCACGACCAAGAUGACGGUCAGCAGCAAAUGGCCGCUUUAACUGCGAUGCGUGCAGUCCUUCAUCACUUUUCGCCGCGCAAUUCUCGUUACGGGCCUUUUGUUUUCACCCUUACAGAUCUCCAUCAGAGCAAUAUCUUUGUUGAUGAUGACUGGCAUAUUACCUCUCUAAUCGACUUGGAAUGGGCAUGUUCCCUACCGAUUCAACUACAAUGCCCUCCAUACUGGCUUUCUGGGCGGGCUAUAGAUGAGAUGGAACCGGGUGAACAUCUUGAGACAUUUCAUCAACUCGUUUUGGAAUACCUCGAAGCUUUCGAACAAGAAGAAAGGGGCAUGGUUGGAGAGGCGUUAUAUCAAGCACCAAUAAUGAGGAAGUGUUGGGAGACUGGAAGCUUUUGGUACUUUCAUGCGAUAAAUAGCCCCAAAGGAUUGUGUCGAGUCUUUACCGAGCAUAUCCAACGGCUGUUUUGUCCACAACACUGUGAAAUGCGGAUCUUUGAUCAAGUUAUGGCCCCGUAUUGGGGUGUUGGCGCAGCACAGGUGAUUGAGAGGAAGAUCGAGGAAGAGGAAAGGUACAAGGACCGAUUAAGAGAAGUGUUUGGGACUGAGGUGAUUCUAACCAAGGCAUAA